Molecule: messenger RNA, 1780 nt
Organism: Aspergillus caelatus
Lineage: Eukaryota; Fungi; Ascomycota; Eurotiomycetes; Eurotiales; Aspergillaceae
Product: putative MFS multidrug transporter
Exons: 3
Coding region: 1-1608 (535 amino acids)
Biological process (GO): transmembrane transport
Cellular component (GO): membrane
Molecular function (GO): transmembrane transporter activity
Source: RefSeq, a predicted model, not a curated record
AUGGCACCCAUUGCAGAUACACCACUCAGUGGAUCUGAUCCAAAUAUGGAGAAGUCUGCUGAAGAGACAGGCUCUCCAAGUCUGGGGGCACCACGGUCUCCAUCACAACUAGAGCAGCAAUCAGACUUAGCAGAUCUCGAACGACUUGGUCGAGAGCGUCCUGCAUGUUUCUCUAGUAUUUGGUCGGAACUGACUUUUGCAUUCUCCAUUGUCAUGUCCCAGAUUCUUGCGGAAUAUUACAUAUCUGGCUCAAAUGUUCUCGUUCCUACGCUGGUCAAGGAAUUGCACAUCCCAGAAGCUUCGGUAGUAUGGCCAUCAACCGCACUGUCUCUCGUGGUUACAUCAACACUUCUCAUAUUCGGUCGACUUGGAGAUAUGUACGGGGGUUAUGUGGUCUACCUUGCAGGGGCAGGCUGGCUGGCAGCGUCAUCAAUCCUAGCCGGCUUCUCUCAAACCUGGCUAAUGCUAAUCAUCUGCCGAGCUCUGCAAGGAUUUGCUCUUGCCGCGUUCCUUCCGUCUGGGAUCAUGAUCUUGGGCAGCACAUAUCGACCCGGUCCACGGAAGAAUCUCAUUUUCAGCGUUUACGGCGCAUGCGCGGCGCUGGGAUUCUUCGCCGGUAUUUUCUUUUCCGGCUUGUGCAGUCAGUUCCUUAGCUGGAGAUGGUACUUUUUCAUUGGAGCAAUUCUUUCCGCAGUCACUUUUAUCUCUUCGUAUUUCUCGGUUCCCAGCGAUUUUGCGGAAAGGAAAAAAGCAAACGUUAAGAUGGACUGGGCUGGAUGCUGUCUUUCCGUACCAGGAGCGGUCCUACUCGUAUUUUCAAUUGCGGAAAGUUCCUACGCACCACAAGGAUGGAAGACGCCAUACAUCCCAGUUUGCUUCUCAUUGGGAGUGAUUUUUCUGGGACUUAUGGUCUACGUCGAAGGAUGGGUGGUCAAGGACCCUCUCCUUCCGGGAGAUCUGUUUGCAGUCAAAUAUCUGACACCGCUGGUCAUUGCACUGCUUUGUCUUUACGGGAGUCUGGGCAUAUACUUUCUAUACGCAGUUCUAUACAUGUCCGAUGUAAUGGGUGCAGGCCCGCUACAAAUCGUGGCGUGGACGGUCCCCAUGGCGGUCGGAGGUCUCAUCCUUGCGACAGCAGGAGGAUUUAUUAUGCACAAAGUCUCGGGAACGCUCCUUAUGGUUAUCUCUUGUAUUGGAUACGCCGGCGCGGGGCUGUUCUUUGCCGUGAUUCCCGAAGGUGGGAUAUACUGGGGUUUCGUCUUCCCCGCCAUGAUUUGUGGCACAGUGGGGAUCGAUAUCAGCUUCAACAUUUCCAACAUAUUUAUCACCACUCAUAUGCCCAAAGCCAAGCAGGGAUUGGCAGGGGCGUUGAUCAAUUGCACUCUACACUUUGGGAUUGCCAUUUUUCUUGGGUUUGCUGAUAUUGUCAAGUCAGAAACAGAACACCUUGGCCAGUUUAAGAGUUUCAAGGCUGUUUUCUGGUAUGAGACAGCGCUGGCACUAGUCGGUGGACUGAUUGUUGUGUUCUUCGUGCGGAUUCAUCAUGCAAAGAGUGAUUUGACGGUGGAAGAGAGAGAGGCAUUGACCGCCGAAAGUCGGAAUACAUAGUGUGGGUCAUCUUUAACUGGGGCAUAUGACCCUGGAUACGUUUUGUACAUAGAAUACUGUAAUACUUCGAUAUCAUGAUAGGACGAAUAUGAAUCUGCCUAAUUGUUGAGGCUGACAACCAGAGCUAAAAACUGGCGCAUGUGAGUGGUUGCCUGAAAAAUCGGGGGAUGAG